Messenger RNA from Papilio polytes (common Mormon), 918 nucleotides. Its product is annotated as trypsin-like. Bases 1 to 918 code for a protein of 305 amino acids. Gene Ontology annotation, molecular function: serine-type endopeptidase activity. Gene Ontology annotation, biological process: proteolysis. The record is from RefSeq and is a predicted model, not a curated record. The transcript is spliced from 2 exons. NCBI's taxonomy places the organism in Eukaryota, Metazoa, Arthropoda, Insecta, Lepidoptera, Papilionidae.
AUGUUUCUUCAGACGAAGUUCAAGUAUUUCUUUGCGUUAAUUUGUUUUAUAAAAUCAUCAAAAGCAUUAGAUUGGCGUGUCUUCGGUGGACAGGAUUUGCGUUACGAGUUGCAUACUUCUUUAGUAAAACUAGAAGUGCAUGCAUUGAGAGAAACAUAUUGCAGUGGAUCAAUUAUCAGCAAUAAUUGGAUAAUAUCAUCAGCGCAUUGCAAAGAACCAGGUACAGUCUCUAUAACCGUACUCCACGGUUCCAGAAAUGGCUUAACAGCUAUCGCCACUGUUUACAACAAGGAUAUAAUACAACAUCCAAAUUAUAUACCUAAAUUGACUACUCCACAAAAUAUCGGUAUUGAUGUUGCAUUAUUGCGUAUUAGACAAUCUAUAAUUUUCGGUCAGAAUAUAAAUGCGAUUAAUUUAGCUACAUAUGGGGCUUCAGUUGGUGAGACUGGUAUUAUCGCUGGCUAUGGACAUACAGAACCUAAUCUUAAAGCACCAAGAGAAGGACCAGUAGUUAUAACACAUUGUCCAGUCUUCGUUAGUAAUGUAAUUUGUACCCAAGGUCCUGUGAGAGCAGGACACGGUGAUUCAGGAGGACCUUUGAUCUUGAAUGGAAGAAUGGUCGGAAUAAUAGCUGGUUUUGGAGAGUCAGAAGUAUACCUAACAGCUCCUAGAGAAGGUAUUGUGAUCAUAGAUUCAUGUCCAGAAAAAUCCAGUGAAAGAACUAGAAAUAUUUGUACCAUAGGUUCUGUUAGAGCGGGAUCAGGAGAUUCUGGAGGACCGUUGAUUUAUAAAGGGAAAUUAGCCGGAUUAACAUCAGGUGGAUGUGUGAAUGUUAGAAAAAAUAACAUGUGUUUGACUGUAUACGCUAGUGUGGAAAGAAAUAUUGGAUGGAUAUCAGCAAUCGUUAGUAGUGUCUAA